This is a messenger RNA of Tripterygium wilfordii, 1824 nucleotides long. RefSeq names its product BRAP2 RING ZnF UBP domain-containing protein 1. The record is from RefSeq and is a predicted model, not a curated record. The transcript is spliced from 11 exons. The coding region runs from base 101 to 1513 and encodes 470 amino acids. Gene Ontology annotation, molecular function: ubiquitin protein ligase activity; zinc ion binding. NCBI's taxonomy places the organism in Eukaryota, Viridiplantae, Streptophyta, Magnoliopsida, Celastrales, Celastraceae. Gene Ontology annotation, biological process: Ras protein signal transduction; protein ubiquitination. Gene Ontology annotation, cellular component: cytoplasm.
AUAUUAUAACUGCGUCCGUCUCUCCGACUUCUAUUUCCUGCGAGACGCCCGAGUCUCUCUCUCUAACUCUUCCAGACCGAUUCGACUCAUUGUUGCAUCCAUGUUCAUCCUCAAAGUCCACUCAGUGGACACCAACAAACCCCUGUUCUUCGACUUGUCAAAACGAUCGAACCCUAACCCUAAAUUCAGCGAACGCCGUGGAGUGUUGCACCUCUAUGGAAGUACGUCGCAAACCUCGCUGCCAAGCCCUAGCUCUCGAUCCACUCUACUUUUCGUGAUCGCCGUCCCCAACUACCUAUCCACCGAUGAUUUCAUCCGAUUCUGCGGCUCCUUCAUCGACCACGUUAUCGGGCUCGUCUUCAUCAGGAAUGAUGGGAUGGAAGAUCGAUAUAGCGUCUUAAUCAAGCUGGAUGAUCAGUCUACAGCUGAUGAAUUUUAUGACAGCUUUAAUGGGAAGCGGUUUUCUCCUUCAGAGGCUGAGGUAUGCCAUAUUCUUUUCAUGCUCUCUGUGGAAUACACAGAAUCAGCUGAGAUCGCUUGUAUUCCUCCUAAUGGGUUCACAGAACUUCCCACCUGUCCCAUCUGUCUUGAGAGAUUGGACCCUGACACAAGUGGAAUAUUGGGUACUCUUUGUGACCAUUCAUUUCAAUGCUCAUGCCCAUCAAAAUGGACCUAUCUGUCUUGCCAGGUCUGCCGAUUUUGUCAGCAGCAGGAUGAGAACCCAACAUGUUCUGUUUGUGGAACACUUGAAAUUCUAUGGGUUUGCAUUAUAUGUGGUUUUGUUGGAUGUGGAAGAUAUAAAACACAACAUGCUAUAAAGCAUUGGCAAGACACACAGCAUCGUUAUUCUCUUGAUUUAAGAACAAAGGAAAUUUGGGAUUACGUGGGUGACAAGUACGUUCAUCGACUAAACCAAUCAAAAUCCGAUGAAAAAAUGGUUGAUAUGAACACCUGUUGUUUGUCGGGGGAAGGAGAUUGUGGUACUUGUGGACAUAGCGAAGAUCCUGGAAUCAGCGGGGCCCUCUUCAGCAGCAAAGUCGAAGCGAUUAUGGACGAGUACAACCAUCUUCUAGCAACUCAACUGGAGACUCAGAGACAAUAUUAUGAAUAUCAACUUGUAGAGGCCAAAAGUAAAAUAGAGAGUUUGAUAUCAGAAGCAGUAGAGAAGGCUGUGACUUCCAGGAUGCAGGAAAUUCAACUUGAAUUGGAAAAGUGUGAAGGGGGAAAAAAUUAUGUUGCAAAUAUUAAUCGAGACCUCAUCAAGAACCAAGAAAUUUUCCGCAAGAAAGUUAAGGAUACUGAAGAGAGGGAAGCUUCAUCAUUAAGGUUGAAGGAUGCGAAGAUACUGGAUCUUGAAGAACAGAUCAGAGAUCUUACUGUUUACGUUGAAGCCCAGAAAACGCUUGGUGACAUGACAGAUGAUAUUCGAGGCGGGACGCUCUUACCAGUGCCAUCAACGAAAUCUUCUCCAGCAAGCACCAAAAAGCACAUGAAGUCUCGAAGGCGGAAUUAGAUUAACAAUCUUUUCUGACAUAGAACAACUGAUUCUGUACAGUUUAAGAUGCUGCUAUUUGCCUGAUUAGUUUACAUUACUGUUAAUAUGUCUUCUCUCAUUUUCAAGAUCGUAGAGCACUCGGAUUGUCGGAGUCCUUUCAUGUGCAGUUCAUGGUUCCAAUGUGUUUAGAUAAUCUUGUGUUCCAAAGUAAAAUACAGAUUCUACCAAUAUUGAUAGAUUAAUCAAUGUUGGAUCCAGCCUCUUCUUAGCUCGACUUCCAUCUGGGUCGUUUCAGAGAAAAAGUGAGCAAAUAGUUUCAAGUUUUCUUU